This is a messenger RNA of Carica papaya (papaya), 1140 nucleotides long. Lineage: Eukaryota; Viridiplantae; Streptophyta; Magnoliopsida; Brassicales; Caricaceae. The record is from RefSeq and is a predicted model, not a curated record.
AUGAAGGGAUUAACUUCUGUACUUCUGUUUGUUGUUUCGAUGAUUUUCUUUUCAGCUUCAUCUGCAUUACCUUCACCACCAGAAACCAGCUUCCUUCUAUGCCUUUACAAGCAAUCUCAACCCUCCAAUUCAAUCUCUAAUGCGAUCAUCACCCCGAACAACUCUUCAUUUUCAUCUGUUCUGCAGAAAUAUGGUAGGAACCUGAGAUUCUUGACACCCGCCACUCCGAAACCUCUUGUCAUCGUUGCUGCCAUGGACAAAUCUCAUGUUCGGGCCACUAUACUUUGCUCCAAAGCAGGUGGUUUGCAGAUGAGAAUUCGCAGCGGUGGACACGAUUACGAUGGUCUUUCUUAUGUUUCGGACGUUCCCUUUGUUUUACUCGACAUGUUUAAUCUUCGAUCUAUUGAUAUAGACUUGAAAGAUGAGAGUGCAUGGGUUCAAUCUGGCGCGACUGUUGGAGAACUUUAUUAUCGAAUUGCAGAAAAGAGUAAUGUCCGUGGAUUUCCAGCAGGAAUAUGCCCUACUCUUGGGGUUGGUGGACAUUUUUCAGGAGGUGGAUAUGGGAAUAUGAUGAGGAAAUACGGGUUAUCGGUUGAUAAUGUUGUCGAUGCUGAAGUAGUUGAUGUGAAUGGAAAUGUUUUAGACAGGAAAGGGAUGGGAGAAGAUCUGUUUUGGGCAAUCAGAGGUGGGGGAGCUGCAAGUUUUUGUGUUGUUCUUUCAUGGAAGAUCAAACUGGUUCCGGUACCGGAAAAGGUUACAGUUUUUCAAGUGGAGAAGACAAUGGAGGAAGGAGCUGUUGACCUAGUUGUGAAAUGGCAAGAAGUUGCAGACAAACUCGACGAAAAUCUCUUCAUCAGACUGAUGCUGAGUCCUACGAAAAUCAGUACCAAGAACAGUGUAAAAGCAUCUUUUGUUGCCAUGUUCCUUGGCCAAUCUAAUAGUCUUCUGUCUCUGAUGAAUCAUAGCUUUCCUGAAUUAGGGUUACAGCAGAAAGACUGUAUUGAAAUGAAGUGGAUUGAAUCCGUCCCCUUUUGGACUGGUUCUCCGAACGGAACGCAAAUAGAUGAUUUGCUCAUCCGAGAAUCAAAACGACCAGUUUUUCUAAAAAGAAAAUCUGAUUAUGUUCAAAAACCAAUCUCC